This is a messenger RNA of Medioppia subpectinata, 1656 nucleotides long. The record is from the annotation of a GenBank genome assembly. Lineage: Eukaryota; Metazoa; Arthropoda; Arachnida; Sarcoptiformes; Oppiidae.
GUGGAUGGUAAUAUUAAAGUUCGUACCAAUAGUAUUUAUCCAAGGCUAGAAGAAUUUGCACUGCCCAGUACCAAAAAUGCAGUUACCCAAACACUCAAGGAGCAAAGUUCUUGCAGCCAACAACUUUGUGGGUCCUUUAUACCUCCUUCUACUACACCCACUCCGGUACAGAAAUAUGCCAUACCAAUUAUUUUAGCUAAACAAUCAAUUUUAGUUAGGGCGCCCACGGGAAUGGGUAAAACGCUUUGUUUUCUACUUCCCUUAUUAGAAAAUUUAGAUAAAUUAAAACCAAAGAAUAAAAGCUUUAACAGUAACAUGAUGGCCAAAGGAUUAUCUAAAUCAACCUCCUUACGUAUCUGUGUAAUUUCUCCAACUAGAGAGUUGUGUGAUCAAAUAAAGGAUCAAUGUGAGCUAAUUUUAAGAAAUAACUCAGAACCAUCAUCUGUGAAUGUGACAUCUCCAUGGCUUCCCAAUAGAGAUGUUGUAUUUGGAAGCAAAUCCAAUUUUUCAGAUGAUAGUAGUAACAAGGGAACCUCUAAUAGCAACUUUGCCUAUAAAAACCUUAAGGUUGAGUCUGUUUAUGGCAGAAAGAAAGAAUUGUAUUCCUAUGAUAAUGUGGAUAUUAUUAUUGCAACACCUGGCAGGUUAUUGGAUUUAUUAAUUCGAAAUAAGAUAGACUUUACUAAUUUGGAAGCUUUUGUGCUGGAUGAAGCGGAUAAAUUGCUAGAUAUGGGAUUUGAAGUAGAUAUACGUAAAAUAUAUUCAUAUGUAUCCAAGAACAAAACUGAUACUAGCAAAAACAGCUCUGCAGUUCCAAUAUCGAAUGGUAAUUCAGUUCAAAUUUGCUUGUUUUCUGCAACCUACAAUAAAAAUUUAAACAAAAUUAUCACGGAUUUUUUAGGAGAAAAUAAAUUCAUCGUAGAAGUUGAGAAUGAAACUGUUGAAAAUAUUUCCCAGAAAAUUAUUUAUUGCAACAACAAGGACCAGGAAUUAGUGAAGAUUCUUGAAAAAUUAAAUUUCUCAAGUAGCUGGAAAAGUAACCAAUCAGCAGACAAAUGUUUGAUUUUUGUAGAAAAAAAGAAAACCGCAGUUGAGUUAGAAAGAAAAAUAAAUGAUCAAAGUAUUUUAUCAAAUACUCGUAAUAUCAAUACCAAUAAGGGUUCCUAUAACUGGUAUGCCGAUAGUGUACAUGGUGAUAAAGAUCAAGAUUUGAGAUCUCUUGCUAUAAAGAAAUUUAGAGAAAAUAGAACCCAUAUUCUAAUAGCUACAAGUGUAGCAGCUAGGGGAAUAGAUAUUGAUGAUAUAAAAAUAGUCAUAAAUUAUGAUUUCCCCAGGGAAAUUAAAGAGUACAUUCAUAGGAUCGGUAGGACGGGUAGAUCGGGUAAAGCUGGGGAGGCUAUUUCUUUUGUUGAAAGGGGUGAUUCUGUUUUAACAAAUGAUGUGUUUAGAAAUGAUCUUAUAAGUGUAUUGUUGGAAAGUAAGAAUGAAGUGCCUGAACUAAUUAAACAGAAGACUAAUUAUCCACACAGGGGAACUAAGAAAAUUCUAGUUGAUCAAAUUUCUAAUUUAUCAAUAAAUAAAAUCAGUGAUCAAGAAAUAUCAGAUAGUAGUGAAGAUGAAAAGGAAGACUCGGAAGGAGAUGCUACUAAUUUGUGG